UUCAGUGGUGAUUGGAGCUGAACUUGGUAGGAAGGACUCGUGUUGGAUCCAUCGAAACAACAAUUGGAAAAAGACUGGAACCUAUAUCAACCCAGAACUCACCCCAAAUCCGGAUUAUUACGUUUCACAUUGCUUCUUAGUACAAACGAUGGAACCUCAACAAAUACAAGUACCCCCAGGCUUCAGGUUCAAACCCUACAAUAAAGAACUGAUUUCUUACUAUCUGGUUCCAAAGAUCAAUGGCGAUGUGUUUCCUUUGAGUUUUAUGCAUGAAGUUAAUAUUUACAACCAUACCCCUGACUACCUCGUUGCAAACUAUUCACCACAAGGGGAGGGAGAGUGGUAUUUUUUAACACCAAGGGAUAAAAAGUACAUAAAUGGGAGUCGCCCGAAUCGAAAAGCUGGGCAUGGAUUUUGGAAAGCUAAUGGAGUUGAGCAAGAAAUCAAGGAUGAGAAUAAUAGAAUGAUUGGAUCACAUAUGACAUUGGAUUACUAUAAUGGAAACCCUAAAGAGAAUGAAAAAACGUAUUGGAAAAUGCAUGAAUUUCGAGCUUCUAAACUACUUAAGAGAAAAAGGGGUGAUGUUGAUGUUCCUUCUGAAGUGGACACUACUAUGAGGCUGGACGAGUACGUGCUAUGCAGAAUCUACCACAGCAAGAGGAGCAGGGAAAACCCAGCAGCAAAAGGUGUUGCAGUUGAUGAGAAUGCAAACAGCAACCACCUCGAUACUCUUUCGAACCUCAACGCCAAUGCUAACAACAAUGCCCACAUUCCUUCUAACCACUCACCGGAUAGAGGAGGUGAACUAGAUAACUUAAGUUUGGGUGAUUUGUUAAGUGAUCCAGAUUUAUUAAAUAUAAUAACUAGUUUCUUAUCUAGCUCUAAUACCAUGUAAAAAAUUAAUGGAUGGGAAAAUAUAUUGUUGUGUUGUGUGUU
Spinacia oleracea (spinach) is the source of this 936-nucleotide messenger RNA. Its product is annotated as NAC transcription factor 25-like. NCBI's taxonomy places the organism in Eukaryota, Viridiplantae, Streptophyta, Magnoliopsida, Caryophyllales, Amaranthaceae. Bases 149 to 895 code for a protein of 248 amino acids. Gene Ontology annotation, molecular function: DNA binding. The record is from RefSeq and is a predicted model, not a curated record. Gene Ontology annotation, biological process: regulation of DNA-templated transcription. The transcript has 2 exons.